AUGAAGCUGUCUAGCAUAUUCCAGAAACCACCGCCUCGUUAUGUCGUGGCUAGCAUUCUGUGCUCCCUCGGGGGUUUUCUGUUCGGAGUUGACACCGCAAUUAUCGGUCCUGUGACUGUGAUGGACUCGUUUACCGGGUCUUUUGGCCAUCCGAGUCCCACGCUUCAUGGGCUGAUUGUAUCUUCGAUUCUUAUACCUGCCGCCACUUCCUCGUUUUUAGCUGGCCGUGUUGCUGAUGUUCUGGGUCGACCCCCAGCGAUUGCUAUCGGGUCUGCUAUCUUUGGCCUUGGCGCCGCGAUCGAGGCCGCUGCCGUUCACCUUGGUAUGUUUGUUGCUGGCCGAGUGGUAGCAGGUAUCGGUGAGGGGCUUUACUUGGGCACAUUGGUCGUAUACAUAUGCGAAAUCUCCCCUGCCAGACACCGUGGAAGCCUCACUACAGGACCUCAACUUCUUAUCACUUCUGGGCUAGUUGCCGGUUUCUUUACAUGCUACAGAUCUGUCACGAUUGAUACCACCCUCUCCUGGCGUCUACCAUUUAUUCUCCUCGCUUCUUAUUCUGCUACAUUUGCCGUGAUUGCAUACGUGUUUUUACCCCCUUCUCCGAGAUGGCUAGCUGCGACCUAUGGCCAAAACACAACAGCAAUUGAUGCAGCCUGGGAUCGUUUGGGUGUUUUGCAUGCUGACCGAGAAGUUAUGCAGUCAAACCUGGAGGAAGAACCGAAGAUCAGAUCCAAGACGCUUGACGUCUUUUCUGCCGAAGCUAGACCAGGCUUCCUCCUUGCUAUCUUCCUCAUGGGUAUGCAACAAUUGAGUGGAAUUGAUGGUGUCCUUUACUACGCCCCUUUACUAUUCCAACAAGCUGGUCUCACUUCCGCAGGUGAUACCUUCCUUGCCUCAGGCGUCUCGGCUAUAGUCAUUUGUGCAGUUACAAUUCCGGCUACGAUUUGGGCUGAUAGCUGGAGCCGACGUCGAAAUACAAUAUAUGGCGGGCUUGGAAUGGCAACAACAAUGUUUAUUAUUGGCGGGUUAUACGCCGGAGAUGCAGUACAUUCCUAUGGCGCCGGACGCUGGGUGGUUGUCAUCUCUAUUUACCUCUACACGGUCAUAUUUUCUAUCUCUUGGGCUGUUGCUGUGAAAAUAUAUGCCGCCGAAAUCCAGCCACAGAGAACUAGAGCAAGCGCUACAAGCCUUGCUCAUGGAAGCAAUUGGAUCACAAACUUCCUCGUUGCCCUUGUGACACCGACACUACUCGCAAAUACUAGCUACGGUGCCUAUUUCCUCUUCGGCAGCUGUACCUUUGCCACAGCCAUAGUUUGUUGGUUCUUUAUGCCCGAAACACGCGGCCGUACAUUGGCCGAAAUACAGCAGGCUCUUCAUGCUAGUCGCUCUAGUGGAGUUGAUACUCCUGCAAAAGCUCUCUGGAGAAGGCUACGAAGAGCCCCUACUAUUACGGUGACGGGACCUUAAAGCAACAAUUGUUAGAUUAAGGCUCUAGUACGAGAAUUACUGCAAUACUAUAAUACCACUAGCAACACCCGUCCCCCGAUUACCAGGCUUUUUGGCAAUGGUUUGCAGCGGUGAUAAUACUUGCCAAAGUGCACCUUUCUUAAUUACAUCAUAACAAGUCUUCUUCAUUUUCAGCCAGCGAUUUCGGUAUAGCCUGUCCAUGCUCUUCAACUAGUCUGUUGAGAUGAAUAAUCCAUAGCAAACUGCUUGUUUCACCGAAUAAACAUCUGAAUAUUUCGAUCAGUUCUUUUGAAAUCGAAUCUUCUUGGGCUGCUGCUAAAUAAACAUUUAAACCUAAUAAAUAGACGAUAGUCAAUGAUCAGAUAAUGUAUACUUACAGGAUAUCCACAACAUGACCAUAUAGACACCGGGCACUAGAAAAAAAAAAAACAGAAGGGAGAAAGUAAUAACUCUCUUACUAGAUACCCCUUCAA
Molecule: messenger RNA, 1940 nt
Organism: Trichophyton rubrum CBS 118892
Lineage: Eukaryota; Fungi; Ascomycota; Eurotiomycetes; Onygenales; Arthrodermataceae
Exons: 4
Coding region: 1-1467 (488 amino acids)
Biological process (GO): carbohydrate transport; transmembrane transport
Cellular component (GO): membrane
Molecular function (GO): carbohydrate:proton symporter activity
Source: RefSeq, a predicted model, not a curated record